Molecule: messenger RNA, 1260 nt
Organism: Punica granatum (pomegranate)
Lineage: Eukaryota; Viridiplantae; Streptophyta; Magnoliopsida; Myrtales; Lythraceae
Source: RefSeq, a predicted model, not a curated record
AUGGCAUCGUCCCUCAGGUCCAUCUUCUCCUCCGGCAAGUACGCCGUCGCGAAGUCCCGGUCGCCCCCGGCACCGCCCCUCUCCUUCCGCACGGCCAUGAAAGCUUUGGAAUCAGAAAGAGACCCUGAGAAGAUGGAUGAACUGUUGAAUCAAUGCUCGAAAUCCUUCAAAGGCCGCCGCUCCCACUUGUCCUCCAUGGCCAAACUCGCCAGGGCCCACCGCUCCGACCUCGUCGACCGUCUUAUCGACGGCCAAUCUUCUCAUGACCCGGAAGGCCUCUGGAUCCGCCUCAUGAAGUGCGAUGCCAGGUCCACCCGAGGUCUACGGAUGUUCGAUCUCGCCUGCGACGCUAAAUCCGUCCGCCUGACGGAGAAGUCCCUCUGCACGUUCCUGGCCCUCCAUAUGAGGAAGGAAGCGCCCGUCAAAAUUGAAACCUCGAGCAUCAGCAAGCUCCUCAAGACGAUGUCGGAGAGGACCGGUGUCAGGCCCACUAUAAUUUCCCUUAACCAGGUCCUGACCGCAUUUGUCGAUCGAAACGAUAUUGGUUCGGCUCUCGAAUGGAUCGAGGAGAUGGAGAACAAUUGGAACGUGACCCCGACGACCGGCACAUAUAACAUCCUCCUCGGUGCCCACCUGAAAAGCCGAAACUUGAGCGGUUUUGAUGCCAUCCUCGAGGCGAUUGCCGAGAAUGGCUUGGAAUUUAACGUGGUUACUCGCAACUACCAGAUCAUGAGGCUAUGCGAAAGCAACGAAUGCGUUAGAGCAAAGAGGUUGCUCCAUGACAUGGUCUCGAUAGGAUAUAGCCCGAGUCUUGCUAGUUAUAUUGCUCUAAUUGAUGGGUUUGGUAGGCUUCGGGAUAUAGAAUCCGCCAGGGAGGUUUUUAAUCUUAUAUCGCCGCCUAGCCGGGAUGCUUACUGCAGUCUGUUCCGGGCCGAGGUGGAGGCAGGAGACUUUGAUUCGGCUAUGGAGACAUGUAAGGAGAUGGUCAAGAGGAAGAGGAAGAGGAUGUGGGUGCCCCCAGUUGAUGCAAUGCAGGGUCUUCUUGAUGGGCUGGCGGAAGAGGGUCCAUCGACGAGGUUGCCGGAGGCGAUGGAGGUCGUGGAGAAGAUGAAGACGAGGCUCAAGGGCAGGGCCUUGGAGUCUUGGAGAGAAAUUGAUAUUGCCAUGCCCCUUAAAUUAAAGACAGCCAAGCCUUUGUUUUUUAUCUUCCUAAAUCAUAAAAAUCGUUCUGACUGUACAAAAUUGCAGGGAAACCAGUAG